CUUUGAGUUGAAUGAGUGGAGGCUAGUGGGCAUGAACUGAAAGACUAAAAAUAAUAGUGAGCGCAUUCGCUUUGUGGAAGACUGUUCCGAAAUAUAAUUAUUUUUCUUCAGCUGGACUGUUAACAAAGAUGCAACGAUGACUCAACCACAGCUAAAUGAAUUCAUUCCGCCUCCGGAGUGUCCUGUUUUUGAGCCCAGCUGGGAAGAAUUUGCCGACCCUUUUGCGUACAUCAACAAAAUACGACCAAUUGCGGAGAAAACCGGCAUCUGCAAGAUCCGACCGCCACCGGAAUGGCAGCCACCUUUUGCCUGUGAUGUUGACAGGCUGAAAUUCACACCACGAAUUCAAAGGCUUAAUGAGUUAGAGGCUCAAACCAGGGUUAAACUAAAUUUCCUGGAUCAAAUUGCAAAAUUUUGGGAACUCCAAGGAUGCACUUUGAAAAUCCCUCAUGUGGAAAGAAAGAUUCUGGAUCUGUAUCAGCUGAAUAAGUUGGUGAAUGAAGAGGGGGGCUUUGAUGCCGUCUGCAAAGAGCGGCGCUGGACUAAGAUAUCGGUCAAGAUGGGCUUUGCGCCUGGCAAGGCCAUUGGCUCUCAUCUGCGGGCACAUUAUGAGCGGAUCCUCUACCCGUAUAACCUUUUCCGGAAUGGAACCAAUCUCUCCCGGGCCACUUUGACCAAUGACACUAAAGACAAGGAGUACACUUCUCAUGACCUGCCUCAGCGGCAGUCUGUUCAGCCUCAGGAGACCUGCAGCAUCGCACGCCGUGCAAAACGGAUGAGAUCUGAAAGAGGUUGUUUCAAAAGUGAAUCUGAGACCCGUCCCAAUCUGAGGAGAAGAAUGGGAACUUAUCUUACCAAACCAGAACCUGUGAGAAUGGCCGUCACUGAGGUGAAAAAGGAGCCCAUUGAACAUGAAGAUCCAAAAGAAUAUGAAGAAACUGAUUUGAAUAAAAUAAACAAACCUACAGUGAAUAAAGUGGACCAUUACAUGUGUCUGGUUUGUGGCAGUGGAAGUUCAGAGGAUCGCCUACUAUUGUGCGAUGGUUGUGAUGAUAGUUAUCACAUCUUCUGUCUGAUCCCACCCCUUCCUGAGGUUCCCAAAGGUGACUGGAGAUGCCCCAAGUGCUUGGUUCAGGAAUGUGGCAAGCCUGCUGUUGCUUUUGGCUUUGAGCAGGCCGGCAGGUGUUACACCCUUCAAUCCUUUGGAGACAUGGCUGACUCCUUCAAGUCUGAUUAUUUCAACAUGCCAGUCCAUAUGGUCCCUACUGAGUUGGUGGAGAAGGAGUUCUGGCGUCUCGUCAGUACAAUCGAGGAGGAUGUCACUGUGGAGUAUGGGGCAGACAUUGCCUCAAAGGAGUUUGGGAGUGGUUUUCCUGUGAGAAAUAGCCAUUUUGAAGUCUCUCCUGAGGAUGAGCAUUACCUGACCAGCGGCUGGAACUUGAACAACAUGCCUGUGCUCGAUUCCUCGGUGCUGACUCACAUUACAGCUGACAUAUGUGGGAUGAAGGUUCCCUGGCUGUACGUGGGGAUGUGCUUCUCCUCUUUCUGCUGGCACAUUGAGGAUCACUGGAGCUACUCCAUAAACUACCUUCACUGGGGAGAGCCAAAGACGUGGUAUGGUGCUCCUGGUUAUGCUGCAGAGCAUCUGGAAUCAGUCAUGAAAAAAUUAGCUCCUGAGCUGUUUGAAUCCCAGCCGGACCUCCUUCACCAGCUGGUCACCAUCAUGAAUCCCAACACGCUGAUGAACAACGGCGUCCCGAUCUAUCGCACCAACCAGUGUGCAGGAGAGUUUGUCAUAACUUUCCCCAGAGCUUACCACAGUGGAUUCAACCAGGGUUUCAACUUUGCCGAAGCGGUCAACUUCUGCACCAUGGACUGGAUGCCCAUUGGCCGCAACUGUGUGGGUCACUAUCGCCAGCUGAGCAGAUACUGUGUUUUCUCACAUGACGAGAUGGUUUGUAACAUGGCCUUUAAAGCAGACACGAUGGAUCUUGACCUGGCUUCAAGAGUGCAGGGGGACAUGACUACCAUGAUCCAAGAGGAAAGGCAACUACGGGAAAAGAUUGACAAAAUGGGUGUGGUGCAGUCUCGACAAGUUGAUUAUGAGGAGCUCCCAGAUGAGGGGCGGCAGUGCUCCAAGUGCAGGACCACCUGCUACCUGUCUGGCAUCACCUGUGCCUGCAGUCCUGGCAAGGUGGUUUGUUUGUACCACGCCCAGGACCUGUGCUCUUGUCCUAAUAAACACCUCACACUCAAUUACAAAUUUACCAUGGAUCAAUUGUACCCCAUGAUGGCAUCAGUGAAGCUGCGUGCAGAGUCGUAUAAAGACUGGCUUCAGAGUGUUCAGGACAUUGUGGAGAACAAAGGAACAAAGAAAAAAGGUUUGGAGGAGCUUCACAGCCUGAUUGAGCAGGCAGAAACAAAAGCGUUCUCCCAUACCAGCCUUUUGGAUCAGCUAAGUACCAUCACUUCGGAGGCGGAUAAAGUUGCUGUGAUGGCACAGCAGCUUCUCAAUGGGAAGAGGCAGACAAGGUAUCGUUCUGGAGGCGGAAAGUCUCAAAACCAGAACGGGUUGGCCGUGGAGGAGCUGAGGUCCUUUGUGCAGCAGUUAGACAAACUACCAUGUAACAUCAGACAGGCGCCUUUACUGAAGGACCUGUUGACCCGGGUGGACGACUUCCAGCAGUGCAGUGACCGUCUCCUCUCUGAUGAGACCCCCAGCCCGCAGGAGCUGCAGGACCUGCUGGACGUGAGCCUGGGCCUUGACGUGGAGCUGCCCCAGCUUCCUCUGCUGAGGGAGAGACUGGAGCAGGCUCGAUGGUUGGACGCCGUGCAGCAAGCCAGCAGUCGGCCUGACAGUCUCUGCCUGGACACCAUGAGGAGGCUGAUAGACCAGGGCGUCGGCCUGGCUCCUCACAGCUCUGUGGAAAGGGCUAUGGCUCGUCUGCAGGAGCUGCUGACCGUGUCAGAGCUGUGGGAAGAGCGGGUGCUUGGUCUCAUGGAUGCCAGGCCAUAUCACAACUUAGACACACUUGAUGCUGCUCUUCAAGAAGUAGAAAAUAUCCCGGCGUAUUUGCCCAACUGCCUGCAACUGAAGGAUGUCAUUACAAAGGCCAAUAAAUGGCUGCAUGAAGCGGAAACCCUCCAGUUGGGGGGACGUAUUCCUGUGCUGGACAGUCUGUCUGAGCUGGUUCUCAGAGCAGAGAGCAUCCCGGUGAGACUUGAUCCUCUAAGCCGACUGGAAGCCCUCAUCAGUGAUGUUCAGAGCUGGAAAGAGAGCGCAGCAAAAACAUUCCUACUGAAAAAUUCUCCCUUUUCUCUUCUUGAGGUCCUCUGCCCAAGAUGUGACGUUGGAUCUGGGCAUCCAAAGUCAAAGUCUAAAAAAGUCAAAGAAUUUCCACCACUUGGUAAAAAAUCUUUAUCAAAACUGGAAUCUGUGUGUGACGUGGAGAGAACUCUCUCUGAAAGCAAGGACUCUGCCUCUGCUAUGACCACUCUUGCUGAGGUCCGUCAGAGAGAGAUGGAGAUAUUGUUUGCUCUUAGAGCUUCAAACGAGUCCAAGCUUUUACCUGCUGAAAACUGUUGUGCACUUUGCAUUUGCCAAAAGGCCCCUUCAGGUGCCAUGGUACAAUGCGAGCUUUGUCGAGACGUUUUCCACUGCAGCUGUCUCACGUCAGCCGCAGACAUCGAGUACAGCAAAGCCUGGCUUUGUCCACUUUGCCAACGGUCCAGGAAGCCACCUCUGGACAAGGUCUUGCCCUUGCUGGCCUCCCUGCAGAGGAUUCGGGUUCGGUUGCCAGAAGGAGAUGCCCUGCGCUUCCUUAUUGAGAGGACGGUGCGGUGGCAACACCGAUUUCAGCAGGCUUGUGCAGAGGGAGUGUUGGAGAGGUUGUCGGCUAUGGGGAGAGAUGGGCCAAGAAUGUCUUCACAUCUGACUCAGGAAAUAAAUAAUUGUUUUUUUACAGAGUCUAUUCCAAUCCACGGACUCAGUCCGGAGCUGGAGGAACUAAUGGUAGAGGGGUUCCUGCUGCAGGUAACCCUGCCUGAAACUGAGCAACUGUACAGAUAUCUGCUGUACAAACUUGUGCCCCUGCCCUCACACAGCCCCCCCUGUGGGAAUGGCACAGAACAGCCUCAGAAAGGGAGUCCCCAACACACCAAGACUGGAGUGUCCAGUCUGAAAAAAGAGGCAAACAGUCAAAGCAAAAGGACAAAGCGACGUAAAGAAAGCUCAGACUCUCAGCACAGUGAGAAGGCCAAGAAAUCUCGCAAGAAGAAGCCCAAGAAAAGCAAAGAAAGGAGUGAAGAAUCAAAGAGGACGAGUUCCCCAACACACACAGUAUCUGACCCCUCUCUUUCAGAUUCAGAGGAGGACUUUUCACUUUGUGCUGCACCAUGGUGCCGAGAGCCAGAGGGCGACGAGGUGAACUGGGUCCAGUGUGAUGGCACCUGCAAUCAGUGGUUCCACCAGGUCUGUGUAGGACUGUCUGCUGAGCGAGCGGAGAAGGAGGACUAUAUUUGCAUAAGCUGCACACAGCCAGACUAUGACAGAGGAGAAUGAAGACCAAAAAAUGAUGCUAAAGGAUGAGCAGUCUUUUCUGAAAGCCGCAGCACUUAAGCGCACACCUGAACUAUGUGUCAUGUGGCUUCUCCUCGUUACCUUCUGGCUUGCCCUCUGUGAACAUGGUGCUAUUUCCUUUUUUCUCUUCUUUUUUUCCCCCUUGAGUUACAAAAAGACUUGCGUCACUGUUUUUUGUCCCUUAGCUGGUUUUUCAGCUAAUCAACUAACCCUUUCUGAAACUUUUCAAGACUUGAUGCAGAUAUGGUAUAAAAAAGAAACAACAGCGCAGGGAUUUUUCAACCAAAAAAAUGUCUGUUUGACAUUUCAGAACUGUUUUUCUUUGACAUGCAUCUGAACAAUGUGAAACUUAUCUUUCUCUUGUAGAGUAAAUAUUAUUUAUCUGAGCAAUAGCUGAGCAGAUUAAUUCAGGUUCAGUUUUCACCUGAGCUAUAUUUGUGUGUAGAAAUUCUUUGAUAAGAUGCCUUCCUGAAGCAAAAACCCUGAGGACUUCACUUUUUGAACCCUGGUAUAACGCAGUUCAGUCCAGAUUUGUGUGCACCUCACAAAAGAAAUGGGAUUAGUCCUCAUCAAAAGUUUGCACCUGCUAACUUGCCCACACCCCUUAAAAUGUCACUGGCGUAGAUGAGAAAUCAGGUUUCCCUUUUGCGCUGCAAGAUGCAGGUCCUGGAUUCCCUGUUCCUGGCAGGGGAUGAGACUUGACUAUGUUCACAAAGUAAGAAUGAACUGUCCGACAUCGAAGGAAUGUACAUUUUGCUUUUGGGUGAAUUUCCGUUUAUGGUUGAGGUUGAAAAUAAUUUUGUGGGACUUGGGUAGAAUACAGACUUUGUGAUUUAUUUGCCACGGGUAUAUUACCUUUUUCUCUCUUUCCUUUGGAUAAAUAAUAUAAUUCAUAUGUUGCAGUUUGCAUUAUAAAAUAAAAUGUUUGUUCCCAUA
Molecule: messenger RNA, 5515 nt
Organism: Cololabis saira (Pacific saury)
Lineage: Eukaryota; Metazoa; Chordata; Actinopteri; Beloniformes; Belonidae
Gene: kdm5ba
Product: lysine demethylase 5Ba
Exons: 27
Coding region: 137-4561 (1474 amino acids)
Biological process (GO): chromatin remodeling
Cellular component (GO): nucleus
Molecular function (GO): DNA binding; histone demethylase activity
Source: RefSeq, a predicted model, not a curated record